Messenger RNA from Solanum stenotomum, 1361 nucleotides. RefSeq names its product membrane-associated protein VIPP1, chloroplastic. The transcript is spliced from 11 exons. NCBI's taxonomy places the organism in Eukaryota, Viridiplantae, Streptophyta, Magnoliopsida, Solanales, Solanaceae. The coding region runs from base 151 to 1143 and encodes 330 amino acids. The record is from RefSeq and is a predicted model, not a curated record.
AGAAGUGUUUGGGCGUUUUGCGAACUUUCACCUGGAACCACAAACAAGAAGAGAAACCCAAAUCAGAAAAAAGAGAACUUGGCAAAGUAAUUGACUUUCUUGGUUUUGUAUAUAUAAAAAGUUGAAUUUUUGGGUACCCAUUUGGCUGAAAUGGCAGUAAGAACACCUAUAACAGGGAUAACUAUGGCUUCGGCACCUUCAAUUUCACCUUGUAAUAGGGUUGUUGUUGUGAAGGUGAUGCCUUUUAGAGCUUCUUUCUUUGGUCAAGGAGUGGGAGCUGUAAAACUUGCUGGGCUACAGCUUACUCUUUCUAAUAGAUCCAGGUGUAACAGUCAUGGUGGGGGUGCCCUUGGAGCUCGUAUGAAUCUAUUUGAUCGGUUUGCUAGAGUUGUCAAGUCAUAUGCAAAUGCACUUAUAAGCACCUUCGAAGACCCAGAGAAGAUCUUGGAACAGACUGUCCUAGAAAUGAAUAAUGAUUUGAUUAAGCUGCGACAAGCUACAGCACAAGUCUUGGCUUCACAAAAGCAAUUGGAAAAUAAGUAUAAAGCUGCACAACAAGCUUCUGAAGAUUGGUAUCGUAGAGCUCAGCUUGCUCUUGGAAAGGGGGAUGAGGACCUUGCUCGUGAAGCUCUCAAAAGAAGAAAAUCUUAUGCUGAUAAUGCAAAUGCCUUAAAGACUCAACUUGAUCAGCAGAAGGCUGUGGUUGACAAUCUAGUCAGCAAUACACGGCUUUUGGAGAGCAAGAUACAGGAAGCAAAAUCAAAGAAGGAUACUCUGAAAGCACGUGCUCAGUCAGCAAAGACGGCAACCAAAGUAAGCGAGAUGUUGGGCAAUGUAAAUACAAGCAGCGCUCUCUCAGCCUUUGAAAGAAUGGAAGAAAAAGUUUUGACGAUGGAGUCUCAAGCUGAUGCUCUUAACCAGUUAACCAAUGAUGAGCUUGAAGGAAAGUUUGCAUUGCUGGAGACCUCUUCUGUUGAUGAUGAUCUUGCCAGUUUAAAAAAGGAAUUGUCUGGAAGCGCAAAGAAAGGAGAUCUUCCACCGGGGAGAACACCAGUUGCCAGAUCAAGCUCGCCAUUACAAUUUCAAGAUUCAGAGAUUGAAAAAGAAUUGAACGAGUUAAGGAGGCGGGCAAAUGACUUCUAGAGAUCCCAGUCGAUCUUUCACACUACAAAUCGUCUUCCUUUAGGCAUUUGUUACUCAAAGAAUGUGGCUUUUGGCUUUUCCGAGAAGUUGCCUCAUCGAUGAAAGCCAGCGAAAUAGGAAGUGAAACUGGGGAAAGUAUAUUGCAAUAUGUUGAUACAUCUUCUUUCAAAUUAUUGACCUACAUUAUGGCAAUAUAGUGUAAGCUAGUCCUGACUUCA